This is a messenger RNA of Coffea eugenioides, 2006 nucleotides long. Its product is annotated as cytochrome P450 86B1-like. Bases 14 to 1741 code for a protein of 575 amino acids. Gene Ontology annotation, molecular function: iron ion binding; heme binding; oxidoreductase activity, acting on paired donors, with incorporation or reduction of molecular oxygen. The record is from RefSeq and is a predicted model, not a curated record. Lineage: Eukaryota; Viridiplantae; Streptophyta; Magnoliopsida; Gentianales; Rubiaceae. The transcript is spliced from 2 exons.
CACAAUAUAACUCAUGACUUGCCAACCAACUUAUCACAGUUUUUUGCACAACUGCAUUUUUUGUCAUCCCAAAAUCAUGAAUUUCAAUCUAAACAGCAUGAAUUCCACCUAUUCUUCUUCCUUUGUUGCUGGCAAUUUUGCCAGAAAAUUUCUUUCAGGAGGACUGUUUUUCUUCGUGCCUGCAGAGGUUCAAAUGCUCGAGCUUUUACUUGCUGUUUUUGUUUUCAUAGUUAUACAUUCUCUGAGGCAAAAGAAGAGGCAAGGGUUGCCAAACUGGCCCUUCGUGGGAAUGUUACCUUCUUUGAUCCUUGGUCUUCAAGGAGACAUGUACGAGUGGAUUUCAGGUGUUUUAUGCCGGCAAAACGGCACUUUCAUAUUCACAGGUCCUUGGGGUACAAACCUUAACUGUGUUGUAACAUCUGAUCCUCGUAAUCUUGAGUAUCUGCUCAAGACUAAGUUCUCAAAUUUUCCUAAAGGGGAAUACUUUCGGAACACUGUCAGAGAUCUCCUUGGAGAUGGCAUAUUCAGCGCAGAUGAUGAAAUCUGGCAACGACAAAGGAAGACUGCAAGCCUGGAGUUCCAUUCCACCAAGUUCCGAAGCAUGACCACUGAAUCAUUGCUGGAGCUGGUUCAUUCUAGGCUCUUACCGGUCUUGGAGGAGUCGGUUAAAAAAUCUGUGCCUGUUGAUUUACAGGAUAUUCUACUUAGACUAACAUUUGAUAAUGUCUGCAUGAUAGCUUUCGGGGUUGAUCCUGGCUGUUUACGCCCUGGAUUGCCCGAGAUACCAUUUGCUCGGGCAUUCGAGGAUGCAACCGAAGCAACCUUGUUUCGAUUCGUCACUCCAACACUAACUUGGAGGGCUAUGAGAUCUCUGAACAUUGGGACAGAGAAGAAACUGACUGAUUCAAUCAGGGAGGUUGACAAGUUCGCAGAAGAAGUGAUUCAGACUAGGAAGAAAGAACUUUCUUUACCAACAGAAAGUGAAAAACAAAGAUCAGACCUCUUAACUGUGUUUAUGAGAUUGAAAGAUGAACAAGAACGCCCAUUUUCGGACAAAUUCUUGCGUGAUAUCUGUGUGAAUUUCAUUCUAGCUGGAAGAGACACAUCUUCAGUGGCACUGAGCUGGUUCUUUUGGCUGCUCAACCGGAAUCCGGAAGUGGAACAAAAAAUUCUGGCCGAAAUUUGUCAAAUUGUGAAUGAGAGGAAAGAUGCUAAAGACAAAGAGGAUCUUGAUAACUUGAUCUUCAAGCCAGAGGAGGUGAAGAAGAUGGAAUAUCUACAAGCUGCUCUUUCAGAGGCUCUGAGAUUACAUCCUUCAGUGCCAGUGGAUCACAAGGAGGUUCUUGAAGAUGACGUUUUCCCAGAUGGAACAGUGUUAAAGAAGGGAACAAAAGUGGUAUAUGCAAUUUAUACUAUGGGACGAAUGGAGGGAGUAUGGGGAAAAGAUUGCAGAGAUUAUAAACCAGAAAGAUGGGUGAGAGAUGGAAGGUUCAUGAGUGAAUCUGCCUACAAAUUUACAGCUUUUAAUGGAGGGCCUCGGCUAUGUUUAGGCAAAGAUUUCGCAUAUUACCAGAUGAAGUUUGCAGCAGCAUCCAUUUUGUACCGCUAUACCAUGAAGGUUGAAAAAGAUCAUCCAGUUAUACCAAAGAUGGCAUUGACCAUGUACAUGAAGCAUGGACUUAAAGUAAGGCUUUCAAGGAGGAAUCAGACUGAAUUGCAGAAGCAUUUGAAGACCAAUUAGUAUCCAUUACAAUAACAGGAGAAAUUGAGUGUUACUUGUGUUUUUAUUUUUUACUCUUUUUUUCUUUUUGGAUUUGUUUGUGGAAGACUAAAAGAUAAAUAUCAUGUGGUAUUAAAAAGAUUUUGUGAAAGAAAUGAAGGAUUAGAAGGAUUGGCAGAUAGGUAAGAAGGUACAACUGAUAGGAAAAGGGAGUGAAAUAUGAAUAAUGGUUAUACAUGUUGAUUGAUGACUUCAUAAUUUGAUUAUCAUUUAUUUGUUCUUUCUA